AGCGAGGCGGACGCGUGCGUUUGUUAUGUCAAAAGUCGCACGAGUAGACUGAUUGUUACUACGUAUCCCUUCGACGGACCUUUAAAAGAAGGAACGGAUUCUGACCGAGCGUUAGUUACUCGCCGAGUAACUCGCCUGUAAGACACUCUUCACCGUCUUCGUCGUCGUCGUCGUCGUCGUCGUCGUCGUCGUCGUCGUCGUCGUCGUCGUCGUCAUCAUCAUCAUCGCCGUUUCCAUGCAUCGUUCAAGCACGCGGCCGAACACGCGCCGACUCGGGAUGCACCAGGUAUUUAUGUAGUACCGACCAUCGCCGCCUUAGGGUAUCGCAUAUUCGCCCGCGCAUCCACGUCUCGCCGGAAGAACGAGGGUCUCGUCGAGGAAGCGCGAACAUAGUCGUCAUCGUCAAGAGGAAGAGGAGGAGGAAAGGAAUCGGUCAAAACGGAAGUAGGACCGUCGUGGCGACGAUGGAUCAGAAACGCGUAUACAAGAUUGUGCUGACCGGAGGACCAUGUGGUGGCAAAACGACCGGGCAGACCAGACUGUGUACCUUCUUCGAGAACAUGGGCUGGAAGGGUUCAAAUUUCAGGAAAAUCUUCUGCGCACGAUGAUACAAAUAGAGAACACGUUUUUUCAAUUAGGUGAAAGCUGCUCGAGAAAUUGCUUGAUCAUCUGUGAUCGCGGCGCGAUGGACGCCUCCGCUUUUAUUUCGAAGGAUAAAUGGGAACUCAUGAUGGCUUCCAACGGAUGGAACAACGUCGAGCUAAGAGACAACAGGUACAAUCAAAUCAUUCACAUGGUUUCGGCGGCGAACGGCGCAGAGGAGUUCUAUUCCACGGAGGAGCACGCGUGUCGCUCGGAGGGUGUCGAGCUCGCCCGCGAACUCGACUACAAGGCCGCGGCCUCCUGGAUCGGCCAUCCAUACUUCGACGUGAUCGACAACUCGCAGGAUUUCGAGACCAAAAUCUGCCGAAUGAUCGAAUGCAUAUGCCAGAAACUCGGCAUCGAUACUGGUGAUCGGUUGCGUUCCAGCAGUCGCAAGGUCAAGUUCCUCGUGAAAGCACCGCUACCGGCGGAUACCGAGUUUCCGGCUUUCCAAGACUUCGAUGUCGUGCAUAAUUACCUGCAAAGCAACAAUCCCAAAAUGCAGGCGCGUUUACGCAAGCGCGGCCAGAAAGGUCAUUGGUCAUAUAUUCACACGAUUCGUCGACCGAAGAUGUGCGGCCAAGUGAUUGAGGUGAAAACCCAAUUGACCCAUCGAGACUAUCUAAACAUGCUGGCCCAGCGCGACGAUUCGCACUUCACCAUCUUUAAGCGCCGUCGGUGCUUUCUGAUCAACAAUCAGUAUUUUCAGUUAGAUAUAUAUAGAGAACCGGGUCAUCCCAGAUGUCGAGGCUUGAUGUUACUCGAAACGUAUACAGCGUUGACGGGCGAUGACCUAAAGAACAUCCUGCCUCAAUUCCUGACAAUCGAGAAAGAAGUCACUAACAACCCGGAUUACAGCAUGUUCAAUCUUAGCUUGCGCGCAGAAUGGAACAGCACUAAUAAAUAUUGUCUCAACAUGCACGGCAUGAUGCAAUUGCCGGAGAAUCAAGGUAUCAAUUUCUCGAAAAGCUUAGUAGAAAUACAAAGCAACGGGCUCGAUUGCAAAGCGAGCGGUACAUUAAGUUCUAAUUUAAAUGGUCAGCAAUCAAACGGUCAAGCAAUCUGCAAUAAGAGCAUCAAUGGCGUACAAAAUGGUCUUGCAAACGGUAAGGCGACGUUCGCCGAGCGAUAUAAUAUAAAUGGAGAUGGUCGAAAACCGGAAGUUUGUAAUGGCGAUCCGACUACGAAGCUGGAUGAAAGUUUACGAAAACUAAGAGUCGAGCCGCAGGAGAAAAGAUUCGAUAAUAGAUUUUAAUGGUGACAUGCCUGCGGAAAAAUUAGAACGUAAGAAAAUCAUUCAACAUGCCACUUGCGAAUAAUUCCGAACUGUAGCACGGACUUAUCAGUAUCGGCGCGGAUUAUUUGACUUAACAGUGUUGAGUAAAUAGCAACUAUUAGCCUCUGAUAGAACCUCUGAAAUGUCACAUAGAUAAUAUGUCUAUUUUUUAAUGGGGCUUGCGUGUCGUACUUAAGGAAUCCUUGUGUGAAAGUUCUACGGCUGAUUUUGUCAACGUCGAUCGAACUUGAAUCGGAAUCCGAUGCACUCUACUAAUCUUUCGAAACAUUCUUUCGAAAACAUGGCGAAGUUUUUGCACGAGUUUCAGAGAAGAUCAAUACUUAAAAGAUAUACAUCUAUACUUAAAAGAUUUUUAAAUAAUAGAUUUUUCGCUUUAACAUUUUCUUACGAUUUUAAAAGACCCCUCCAAACAAAUUCCAGAUGAAAAAAGAAUUGGAGUGAAAACACAAAUGAUUGAAGAUAUAUAUAUAUAUAUAUAUAUAUAUGUAUAUCUUCAACUUUUGUAUGGUCGAAAAAUAAGUUUUAUUGUAAUUUAACUCAUUACUCAUCUCUUUCUAAAUUUAAUUUCAGAAGGAGGUGAAGAAUAAGUUAAACGAAAAUUAAAUGACGUUGCUGAAACGAGGCUUUGGUAAAUUUUCGAUAAAGUCCCAUUGAACGAGCAAUGUCCAUUGAUGCACCGAGUAUUUGUACUUCGCUUUACUUUAUAUACUAGUUUACUCUACUCUAUUUUACAUACCGUAUCUCAAAUAUUGUCUAUCAACUUUUGAAAGCACGAGAGAGCAAUUGUAAUAGAGACAUGCAUAUAUUAUAUCACGGCGUUCGAAUACGCAAAGAAGAAAUCGAUUAUUUCGGACAACGAUUUUAUCGUGUCCCAAGGAAUGUUUGAAGAAUUUUCUUGAAACUAUCGCAAAAUUUAUUGGAAAUCUAAGAAGUGUUAAAUGUAUUAUCCCUUUAACUUUUAUUUAUAUAUAAUGUUAUGCCAAAAAAGAAAUGUCAAAACAUGUGUAUUGAAAAUUAUAUUCUGAUGAAUUGUAGCAUUUUGCGACAUAUGCGGUCAUAGAGCAAAAGUUCAUCAAAAGAGCAAUAUUCUUUACUAAAUUUCGAAAUAGCAUGAGCCGCAAUCGAAUUCGAAUUCACUGAUUAUCAGGCGAUCUAUGAGCCUCUAAGCCAUACAGUAAUGCGAUGUCGAAGCUUACAGAAAUUUUAAUGAGUUAUCAGAUUUAUCAGUAAGAAAACUAAAUAUUAAGAUACUUCGCAAAAUUUUUUAAGAGAUAUUUUGAUUUGCGGCAGUUUUGGCGCAAAUUGCUCACAGAUAUAUAUCACAACUCAAUCAUAUAUACAAUAUGAUAAUUUUAUGUGACGAUCCUCUUUAUUCUCUAAUUAAGAGUAGAAUUCUGAAUCUCUAAAUAAAGAUUAGCUUAUGCUUGAUUUGAGCAACGGAUUGAAAUCGAUAUAAUUUUAUAACAAUAUUAUUUAUACUGCUCUCGAAGAGUUCCUACAUAUAUAUUUUGUAUAUUUAUUUUUUAUCUUUGUAAAGUAUUUUUUGGAAAUGAGUUUUUUCGAAAUUUCGAUUCUCUCGAGAGGAAUUAUGAGAUCUUUUCAAGGAUUAAAAGGGGGAGAGAGAGAGACGGUUGUAUUCUAUAUAUUUCCGAGCUCGCUUUUUCCUUUUUCAUCAAACCAAAGUGUUACAAUAUUAUUUCUUGUAGGGUGUUUUUCCCUAAUUUUUUUUUUGUAACAUCGACAAAUUUUUUUGCAAUUUUACAUUCGUGAGUUUAUAUGAUUCGCUUGCAUCUUCUUAACCUGUACAUGAAUUCAGGCAUCGAAAAGUUCUACAAUCUGAUAACUCACUCGUCAAAAAAGAAAAAAAAAUAUAUAUAUGUAUAUAAAAUGUGACGAUGACGAAAAGAAGAACUCAUUAUUGCAAUUGCGGCGAACUCUUAACGAUCGAAUGUAUCAGUACUUAAUAGGUGCUUGCCUGUAGAAAUAAUUAAGUUAAAUGUAUAUAAGGUGGCGCAAUCAUUUUCGUCGAAUCUACUAUUUCUGUGAUUAAUUGUAAUAUGUGUUGUCGAUGUGAUCGUAAAAGAUCUCGCAUAUAUCGGAUAAGAGGUUUGCUGGCAAAACGAAUUGCGAUAAAAAUAAGAAAAAAAUGAUUGUGCGAGAUCUCUGUAUUUUGCUCGUGACCCUAAAAGCCUCGGUGAUAAAUUCUGCGAUGACGUUUACUUUCAUACGUGUCGCUCUCGCAUUUUUCAUUACGCCAAACCAAUCAUUUGCAAAUUUUGCCACUGUUUAGAGACGAAGUGCCUGUGAAACAUUCAUUCGCGGAAAUAAAGAAAAGAGAAAGAAAAAAUAUAUGUAUGUAUGUAUAUAUAUAUAUAUAUAUAUAAAUAUAUAUAUGUACAAACGCGAAAGUCUAUAUUUUCAAUCGAGAGAAUGCAAUAGUGAAUUAUUAUCAACGCGCACUCAGUUUAUGUAGAUAAUGGGUCUGAAAAAAGCAGAACCUUGUACCCAUGAGCGUCUAAUAAAAAAAAAUGUCA
Messenger RNA from Formica exsecta, 4473 nucleotides. It is a transcript of the gene Ttd14, whose product is annotated as TRPL translocation defect protein 14. The coding region runs from base 509 to 1897 and encodes 462 amino acids. NCBI's taxonomy places the organism in Eukaryota, Metazoa, Arthropoda, Insecta, Hymenoptera, Formicidae. Gene Ontology annotation, molecular function: GTP binding; phosphatidylinositol binding; phosphatidic acid binding. The transcript is spliced from 8 exons. Gene Ontology annotation, biological process: photoreceptor cell maintenance. The record is from RefSeq and is a predicted model, not a curated record.